Closterium sp. NIES-65 is the source of this 3090-nucleotide messenger RNA. The record is from the annotation of a GenBank genome assembly. NCBI's taxonomy places the organism in Eukaryota, Viridiplantae, Streptophyta, Zygnematophyceae, Desmidiales, Closteriaceae.
AUGGAGUCCAUUGCGACGGCCGGCGACGACGGCAGCGGGAAGGGCGCGAGCGAGGGAGGCGUCGACAGCGAUCUGGUGCUGCUGCUUUUGACGCUGCACGACGCGAUGAAGCGCAUCGCGGUCACCGUGAGCCGCCUCAACAUCGAAACCGCCAUGGGAGCGAGGCUGAGCGGCGUCAGCGGCAGCAAGAACGAGUCGGGCGACGCGCAGAAACCGCUCGACAUUGUGUCAAACGACAUCAUCAAGGCGACGCUGGCAGCAUCGCGGCUGGUGUCUGUAGCGGCAUCAGAGGAGGACAACGACGUGGUGGAGCUGACUCCUGGCGCGCCGUACGCAGCCGUGUUCGACCCACUGGACGGCAGCAGGAACAUCGACGCUGGCAUCCCCACCGGCACCAUCUGGGGCCUCUACCGCUCCCCGCCUGCUGCCGCUGCUGCUGCUGCUGCUGCUGACGCUUCUGCUGCUUCCUCUGCGGCUGCUGCGGUGCUGCAGCCGGGGCGCGCGCUGGUGGCGGGUGGGUAUGUGCUGUACUCGUCUGCGGUGGUGGCGGUGCUGACGGUGGGGCAAGGCACGCACGCGUUCACGCUGGAUGAGAGCACGGGCGAGUGGCUGCUCACUGCCCGUGACAUGCGCAUUCCCACCCGAGGCCAAAUCUACUCGGUGAACGACGCGCGCUACUUUGACUGGCCGGCCGGCCUGCGGCGCUACAUCGACGCCAUCCGGCAGGGCAAGGGGCAGUCGGGCAAGAAGUACUCAGCGCGCUACAUCUGUUCCCUCGUAGGCGACUUCCACCGCACACUCCUCUACGGCGGCGUUGCCAUGAACCCCCGCUCGCACCUGCGCCUGCUGUACGAAGCCAACCCGCUCGCUUUCCUCGCGGAGCAGGCCGGGGGGAAGGGCAGCGAUGGCGUGAGGAGGAUUCUGGAUAUCAAGCCGUCAGGGAAGCUGCACGAGCGGUUGCCGCUGUUCCUGGGCAGUCCCGAGGAUAUUGAUGAGCUGGUGGGGUAUGGGGACGUGCAGCAGGUGGUUAACCCGGGCUGGGGGGGUUUCACAGUGAGAGGGGGGCGGGGAGGAUUUCACAACCGAGGCAUGGAGGAGAGAGAGGCAGACGGCGCGUCGGUUUCCAGGUUGGAUGUGGGGCGCGACGGCGAGGGUGGCGGAGCGGUGGGGAGGGGAGCGGAAGGGAGAGGUGCGGAUGAUGGUGGUUCCGCGCGAGGUGCCGUGGAUGCGGAUGAUGGCGUCUCCGCCGCCGCCGCCGCCGCCGCCGCCGACGACGACGACGACGACGACGACGACGACGACGACGACGACGACGACGACGACGAGAUUCCGGACGCCGUGCCGCUCCCCGGGUUUGACGCGGACGUGACGGGGAGCGGAGAAGCGGAGGCGGAGGGGGAGGCGGAGAAAGGGGACGUUGCCGCGGGGCUGGACGGCGCAAGGCGACGAGAGGGGGAAGGGGAAGGAGAACCGAGGGUGGCAUCUCAGGCUGGCGGAGGGGAGGAUCCCGCGGGGAGCAGCGCGCGCGAGGCGGUGCCGAUUACGAUCAUCACGGGGUUCCUAGGAGCCGGCAAGACCACCCUAGUGAACCACAUCCUGUCGCAGAAGCACGGGCUGCGCAUCGCCGUGAUUCUCAACGACUUUGGCGACCGCCUGGGCAUCGAGAAGGCGCUUGUGCACCCCAGCCAGGGGACAGCAGCUCAAACAUCCGCCAACGCUGCUGCUGCUGCUGCUGCUGGUGCUCGCGGUGGUGGUGGUGGUGCAGAGGGCGAGGGGGAUGGGGAGGAGCAGCUGAGUGCGUUGGCGGAGGUGCCGGUGGUGGAGGAGUGGGUGGAGGUGGGCAACGGGUGCAUCUGCUGCAGCGUCAAGCACUCCUUCGUGCUCGCCCUCGAACAGCUGCUCACCUGCAGAGACAGGUUUGACUACGUGCUAUUGGAGACCACGGGGUUGGCGGAUCCAGCGCCCAUAGUCGCCAUGCUCUGGAUGGACGAUGCACUAGAAGCCUCCAUCCGCCUCGACGCCCUCAUCACUCUAGUGGACGCGCGCAACUUCCAGCGCUGCCUGUCCUCCCCCGCCCACAAUCACUCCAGCGACCUGCCUGCAGCCCAAUCGCACCCGGCUGGCUCACAGAAACGGGAAGGGGAGAGGGAGGGGGAGCAAGCGGGGGAUGUGGGCGAGGAGGCGGGGCUGGGUGCGGAGCGGCAGUCAGUGGGGGCGCAUGGGGCGGAGGAGAGGGCGAGGGAGCAGGGGGUGGAGGAUGUUCUGCUGCAGCAAAUCGCGUACGCUGUGAGUGAGAGUGCUGUAAUUAGGGGGCCCACCACAUCCUCCCUCCCCCGGCUCUUCUCCCCCGUCUGUGCUGCAUGCAUGGCAAGGCAGGACGUGGUGAUAGUGAACAAGCUCGACCUGCUGCCGCCACAUGAUCAUCGUGCACCCACACACCCCGAGGCGAGCCCGCAUGAUGCACCGCGCACGGAGGGAGACGCGGGGAGGGAGGCAGCAGGGAGGGAGGCGGCGGCAAGGGAGGUGGUGGGGGCAGUGCGGGGCAUCAAUGCGGGGGCGGAGGUGGUGACGGCAGUGCGCUCGCAGGUGGACGUGCGUGCACUGCUCAACCGCGGCCUCUACAGCGCUCAGAGAGGCCACGACAUCCUCCAUGCAAUGAAGCACCACAUACCCACAACACCAGCACCAGCAGCGUCACCAGCAGAAGCAUCCCCAGGGGCACACGAGCCACAGCAGCCCUACAGUCACGAGCACACAGCCCCGGCCGUGCCUCGCACGCACGCCUCCAUCUCCACCUUCUCCUUCACCUGCUCGGGCGCUGUCCACCUGCAAAAGGUGGAUGAGUGGUUAGGCACGGUGCUGUGGGAGGGGGCGUUACAAUACGGAGACAUCUACCGCAUGAAGGGCGCCAUGCACGUCCAAGGGAGCCCUCUGGUGCACGUCUUCCAGGCAGUGAGGGAGCUGUAUGAGGUGCUGCCAGCGCUGCCAUGGCCGGCCGGGGAGGAGCGCCUCAACCGAGUCCUCGUCGUUGGGAAGUCCCUCAACACAUCAGCGCUGGAGCAAGGCUUCAAGGCAUGUAUUGCUCUAUGA